Molecule: messenger RNA, 1903 nt
Organism: Pseudoliparis swirei
Lineage: Eukaryota; Metazoa; Chordata; Actinopteri; Perciformes; Liparidae
Gene: ccdc59
Product: coiled-coil domain containing 59
Exons: 4
Coding region: 113-889 (258 amino acids)
Cellular component (GO): nucleus
Source: RefSeq, a predicted model, not a curated record
UGGCUUGACCAAUGACCACGUCAUCACUCCGCGUCUGUAAGGGAAUGGUAGGCUACGCAACCCCGCAUGACCGUUGUAAACAUUUGGCUUUUCCUUGAAAGAUUAAGCUGAAAUGGCACCGACAGGUCCACAAAUGAACAAUAGGAAGUUUACCCCGAAAGGCGGCGACUGGAAGAAGUCAACAAAUAACGCCCAUGGUGCCAAGCUGAAGCGGAAAUGGGUCCCCGAGCAAAAAGUAUACGAAGGCAGCGUGCAGGAAGGUCAGGGGUUUGCUUUAAAGAGGAAGGAAAAGGUCAGACAUGAGUACAACAAGCUGCUGCGGAGGGAGAGGAGGAAACUCCCAGAAUCCCCAGCUCUGUACAAGGACGAGUACCCCGAACACCUCCGGCAUCUAUACGUGGCCGAGGCCCAGAAACUAAAGAACGAAGCCUGGACUCAUAGAUUGAACAGGAGUAAACUGAGAGUGAAAAGCCAGGAGAAAGAAGAAGAGGUGAGUGAAGAUGCCGCGGCCGCCCCUGCUGCUGCUGAGCCAGAUCCAGAAGUUACUGGUGGACCUGAGCAGACAGAUUCUGGAACCGGGAAUCCUGAAACCAGAGCAGACGCAGAGAAAGACGAUCUUCCAAUAAGCAACCGCAUGAAGAAAAGAAAGCAGAAGAAGACGUCCUACCAGAAGACAAAAGAGGAUUUUGAGGCAAUCACAGAACAACGGAGAAAGAAGAAAGAGGACUAUCUGAAAAACAGCAAGCAGAAAGAAGAAGCCAUUAAGAAGUACAAAGAUAAAAAGAUGGAGAUGUUUCAGAUACUGAGCAGAAAGACCAAGAAAGGACAGCCCAAUCUGAACCUCCAAAUGGAGUAUUUACUUCAGAAGAUCCAGGGAACUGGAAAAUGACCCAAGUCAAAGCUGAUGCUGGAGAAUCAUUGGACAUUUUACUUUUAUUUGACUCAUACUUAAUCACUCUUUUGUGAAUGAGAGCUUGAGGACAAUCAGGGUUGGGCCUUUUCAUACAAAUUAAAUGCUGUUAUUUUCAGUAUUUGACCCCUGAAAAACAAGGACAACUGCUCAUUUUAAACUCCGUCCACAAGAUGGCAGUACACGACACAAAGAGUUGUGAAAACAUGUUCUUGUUAGACUUUUAUUAAUAAAAGUUCUAGCUUCCUGAAAAGCGCUGUUCAUUUGAAAUGGUCAACACAUCCCAGUUGUAGCUUAUUACCAUGACACAAAAUAAUACAUUUUGAUUUUAUUCAACCAUACCUAUUUGAAGAUACUUAAUACAAACGUUAUAACCUGUACUAUUCUGAUUUAACUUUGGGAAUAUCCACUUUUAAUGAAUUUAACUGCUGUAAAUAUCACAAUAACUUUUAAGAUGCCGGUCUGUUCUUAAGUCUUCUGUCAUGAAGACGUUGUCCCGCUGAAAGGCCGCUCCCACUCCACCUUCUCCCUCCGUGUGGGGCUGAAAGUCUCCAGCCGCUUCCUCAUGACAUCACAUGGCUGCAGAAUGACUUCUCUAACAUUCAUCUGUGAGGCAAGACUUCCGACACACAGAGCGCGCUCACUGCUCUGUUGAUGCCAAGGGAAAAACACUUGUUUCUUGUGCUGAUCAUUUGAAAAAGGUAAGAUGUUUCCUUCUGUUUCUGGUUUGUUUAAAGAUGCCAUUUGUGACUACAUCGUAUGUUUACGCUGUGGAUUUGGUUAAAGACCGAAGAUUAGGAGCAGAAAGCAUUUGCCACAUGUUUUGUGAUUGUAUAAAAAAGGGCCCAAAGCUUUUUGUGUACUUAAUACUUUAUAUUUGAAAGAGUAUCACUGUUUUUCACAGCAAUGUUAUACAUAUUUGAGUCCUCUUGAUGAAGGGAAUUUAUUUGUGUUCAAGUAAUACUAUAUACUAAUAAAAAGGAGUGUAAUGUG